Papaver somniferum (opium poppy) is the source of this 2114-nucleotide messenger RNA. RefSeq lists its product as uncharacterized. NCBI's taxonomy places the organism in Eukaryota, Viridiplantae, Streptophyta, Magnoliopsida, Ranunculales, Papaveraceae. The transcript has 14 exons. The coding region runs from base 306 to 1739 and encodes 477 amino acids. The record is from RefSeq and is a predicted model, not a curated record.
UUGUUUAAUAUUGCCUUGGAUUCAAAGUCAUAAAAGAGGCUAAUUCAGCUUAAUCCCUUUUUUCUCUUUCCUCUGUAAUGUCGCUCACGAAAAUUUCAUUUCAAUCCUCCUCCUGAUGUAAAUUUGUCUCUCAUUUACUGCUAUAUACUCAUCACACUUCUCUUAAUCUCUCUUUUAUCACUCUGAAUUCCUCCUCUUUUUAUCACUCUGAAUUUCUGAGUUUUUCAUCAAUAGAGAUUACAAGAAGAAGAAUAAAGUUUCAGAUUUUGCCCCCUUUUUAGUAGGUGGUUGGUUCUGCAGGGUUAAUGCAGCAAAGGACAACUAUGAGCUGGAGAAGAGUCGCUAAAUCUGCUCAGGCUCUAGCUGCUCACACUUUUCUCUUUUGUUUCACGAUUUUACUCCUGCUCAAACUUGAUCAUGUCGUUUCUUACUCUUGGUGGAUGAUUUUUUCCCCACUCUGGCUAUUUCAUGCAGUUGUUGCACGAGGGAGAUUCUCUUUACCAGCUCCAGCUAUACCGCAUGAUCGCCACUGGGCACCUUGUCAUGCCAUUGUCGCAACACCAUUGCUUCUUGCCUUCGAGCUGCUCCUUUGUGUGUAUCUGGACAGCAUAUAUGUGCAAGGUUAUGCAGCUCUAAAUUUGAAGAUCGUUUUUCUUCCACUGCUGGCUUUUGAGAUGAUUAUUUUGAUUGACAAUUUCAGGAUGUGCAGGGCUCUUAUGCCUGGAGAUGAAGAAGGGAUGAACGAUGAUGCGAUAUGGGAGAUGCUUCCGCAUUUUUGGGUUGCGAUCUCUAUGGUUUUCUUAGUUGCUGCGACGACAUUUACACUUCUUAAGCUGUCCGGUGAUGUAGGUGCCCUAGGUUGGUGGGAUUUAUUUAUAAACUUUGGCAUCGCAGAAUGCUUUGCUUUUCUUGUUUGCACAAAAUGGACGAACCCAAUGAUCCAUAGAAAUAAUCACACUCGAGAAGCAAGUUCUUCCUCCAACGCUGUUAGAUAUCCCGACUCAAGCAGUAGUUUAGUGGUUUCUUCCGAGGAAGAGCAGUUCCAGGAAAGAAUGUGUACCCUUCAAGAUAUCGGCGGUCAUAUUAUGAAAAUUCCAUUAAUUUGUUUUCAAGUCCUUCUUUUCAUGCAUUUAGAGGGAACACCACCUGGGGCUCGGCAUAUGCCACUUCCACUUAUUUUCUCUCCACUCUUCUUGCUUCAAGGGGCUGGAGUCAUUUUUUCAAUCUUAAGUUUAGUGGAGAGGGUUGUUCUUUUACUUCGUAGUGGAGUAAAUACAAGUACAACAAGAUAUUUUAGAAUUUCUUCAAGGGCUCGUGAUUGCUUUGGAUUUAUUCGCCGUGGUUCUAGGCUGCUGGGUUGGUGGUCAAUUGAUGAAGGAAGUCGAGAAGAACACGCUCGUCUUUACCAGUGUGGGACUGCUGAUGCCGGAUAUAACACCUUUUGUAAAUACCCGCCCGAGAUAGUGAAGAAAAUGCCUAAAAAGGAUCUUGCUGAAGAGGUUUGGAGACUACAAGCUGCUCUUGGGGAGCAAGCAGAAAUCACAAAAUAUAGCCAGCAGGAGUUUGAGAGACUUCAAAAUGAAAAAGUCUUGUGCAGGAUAUGCUUCGUGGCGGACAUAAAUGUGGUCUUACUUCCUUGCAGGCAUCGCAUCCUUUGCUGUGCUUGCUCCGACAAAUGUAAGAAAUGCCCGGUGUGCAGAGUCCCAAUUGACGAGCGCAUGUCUGUAUAUGAUGUAUAAAUAUAUUAUCCGACACAUUGCCGAAAAGCUUUUAUAUUAAAUGCAUUCCAAAGCAAAAAGUUCAAGAAUGGCGGGUGCCUCAAGCGUGUAAUUUACAUGUACAGGAUUGAUGAUAACUGGUACAAAAAAGAAACAUACAAGGGUGAGGGAAUUUGGGGCUUUUUUCUUUGGCAAAUUUGAAACUUUUUUGUUGUAGUGCAAGCAUUAGGCAGUUGCAGGGAUGUUAACAUGCAGUUUCUCUCUAUAAUCAAACUUGUAAAUAGUGAACUGCAAGCAUGGUAACAAAAGUUUGUCUGUUUUUCUAGGUCUCGCAGGUUGUAACAUUAAAAGUUGCUGGAUUGUGCUAUAAAUAUAUUAACGGUUGAUUUUUGAGCC